Molecule: messenger RNA, 1500 nt
Organism: Colius striatus (speckled mousebird)
Lineage: Eukaryota; Metazoa; Chordata; Aves; Coliiformes; Coliidae
Gene: FLOT2
Product: flotillin 2
Exons: 12
Coding region: 32-1387 (451 amino acids)
Biological process (GO): regulation of myoblast differentiation; protein localization to plasma membrane
Cellular component (GO): plasma membrane
Source: RefSeq, a predicted model, not a curated record
UGAGGGGAGGGCUCGGGGCGCGGUGGCCACCAUGGGCAACUGCCACACGGUGGGGCCCAACGAGGCGCUGGUGGUGUCAGGUGGUUGUUGCGGCUCGGAUGUAAAGCAGUAUGUGUAUGGAGGCUGGGCCUGGGCUUGGUGGUGCAUUACUGACACCCAAAGAGUGUCUUUGGAGGUUAUGACCAUCCUCUGUCGCUGUGAGAAUAUUGAGACGUCGGAGGGGGUCCCACUGAUUUCCCUAGAGAUAAUGACGUUACAGCCCAGGUGUGAGGACGUAGAGACGGCGGAGGGGGUAGCUUUAACUGUCACAGGUGUGGCACAGGUGAAGAUAAUGACUGAGAAGGAGCUGCUGGCUGUAGCCUGUGAGCAGUUCUUGGGGAAGAACGUGCAGGACGUGAAGAACGUGGUCCUUCAGACGCUGGAGGGGCACCUGCGCUCCAUCCUCGGGACCCUGACAGUGGAGCAGAUCUACCAGGACAGGGACCAGUUUGCCAAGCUGGUGAGGGAGGUGGCAGCUCCCGACGUGGGUCGCAUGGGUAUUGAGAUCCUGAGCUUCACCAUCAAGGAUGUGUAUGAUAAAGUGGAUUACCUGAGCUCUCUGGGAAAGACUCAGACUGCAGCUGUCCGGAGGGACGCAGACAUCGGCGUGGCAGAGGCCGAGCGAGACGCUGGCAUCCGGGAGGCUGAGUGCAAGAAAGAAAUGCUGGAUGUCAAGUUCAUGGCAGAUACCAAAAUAGCAGAUUCCAAACGGGCUUUUGAAUUGCAGAAAGCUGCCUUCACUGAGGAGGUCAACAUUAAGACUGCAGAGGCCCAGCUGGCCUACGAGCUCCAGAGUGCCCGGGAGCAGCAGAAGAUCCGUCAGGAAGAAAUUGAAAUCGAGGUGGUUCAGCGCAAGAAGCAGAUUGAGGUGGAGGAGCAGGAGAUCCUGCGGAUGGAGAAGGAGCUGAUGGCCACCGUGCGGCAGCCGGCCGAGGCCGAGGCCUAUCGCAUCCAGCAGAUCGCCGAGGGCGAGAAGGUGAAGCAAGUCCUCAUCGCCCAGGCGGAGGCGGAAAAGAUCCGCAAGCUGGGAGAAGCAGAGGCUUUUGUGAUCGAGGCCAUCGGGAAGGCGGAGGCUGAGAAGAUGAAGCUGAAAGCUGAAGCCCUCCAGCAGUAUGGAGAGGCUGCCCAGCUGGCUCUGGUGCUGGAUGCUCUGCCUGAGAUCGCUGCCAAAGUGGCUGCUCCCCUCUCCAAAGUGGAUGAGAUCGUGAUUCUGGGCGGCGAGAGCAGCAACGCGACGUCGGAGCUGAACCGUCUGCUGGCCGAGAUCCCCGCCUCAGUGCGGGCCAUCACGGGCAUCGAUCUCACAAAGAUCCCUCUGAUCCAGAAAGCCACUGGUGCCCAGGCGUGAGGUUGGCCGGCCCCAGGCUGGUGAAGAUCUCUCCCUGUUAUGCACUCAGACAUCAACUGCCUUCAACACCUGGGAAUUCCUUUUAUAUCAGACAAUUGGAGUUUUGUUUUUAA